GGGCGGAAGCGGGGCGGGCGGAAGCGGGCGGCCAUGGCUGCGGCGGCGGGGCCGGCGGCGCCGCGUACCAAGACCAAAAAGAAGCAGAAGCGCUUCGUGCCGCAGCGGGUGAAGGUGCCGCGGGCGGCCGACCCGCUGCUGGCCGUGCUGGCCUGGGGCGUCAACCACCAGAUCAACGAGCUGAGCCAGGUGCCCCCCCCCGUCAUGCUGCUGCCGGACGACUUCAAGGCCAGCUCCAAGAUCAAAGUGAACAACCACCUCUUCAACCGAGAGCACCUCCCCAGCCACUUCAAGUUCAAGGAGUACUGCCCCCAGGUCUUCCGCAACCUCCGUGAGCGCUUCGGCAUCGACGACCAGGACUACCAGGUGUCGCUGACGCGCAGCCCCCCCCACGCUGAGGACGGCGACCGCCGCCUGCUGCUGUCCUACGACCGCACGCUGGUGGUGAAGGAGCUGUCGAGUGAGGACGUGGCCGACGUGCACGGGCUGCUGUCCCACUACCACCAGUACGUGGUGCAGUGCCACGGCAGCACUCUGCUGCCUCAGUUCCUGGGGAUGUACCGCGCCAGCGUGGAGAGCGAGGAGAGCUACCUGCUGGCCAUGCGCAACACCUUCAGCCACCGGCUGCCCGUGCACAGGAAGUACGACCUGAAGGGCUCGCUGGUGUCGCGGGAAGCGAGCGAUAAAGAGAAGGGCAAAGAGCUGCCCACGCUGAAGGACGUGGACUUCCUGAAUAAGAGCGAGAAGGUGUACGUGGGCGAGGAGGACAAGCGGGACUUCAUGGAGAAGCUCAAGAGGGACGUGGAGUUUUUGGUGCAGCUGAAGAUCAUGGAUUACAGCCUGCUGCUGGGCAUCCACGAGGCGGGACGGCCGGCGCCUGAGGAGGAGGAGGACGGGGAGGAAGAGGAGGGGGGCGGCGGGGGGUGCGAUGAGGGGGGGGGCACGGCUGGGUCCUAUGGCACUUCUCCUGAGGGUAUCGGGGCAUAUUUCAACUGCCAUCGCCCCCCCGGGCCCGGAGAGUUCGAUCCCACCAUCGACGUCUAUGCCAUCCGCAGUGCUGAGGGAGCCCCCCGGAAGGAGGUGUACUUCAUGGGGCUGAUCGAUGUGCUGACGCAGUACGACGCCCGCAAGAAGGCAGCGCACGCCGCCAAGACCGUGAAGCAUGGGGCGGGGGCUGAGAUCUCCACAGUGCACCCCGAGCAGUACGCCAAGCGCUUCCUCGACUUCAUCACCAACAUCUUUGCUUAGCGGCGCCCCCCCCCACCCCUCCCCAGCACCGGGACCAGAGCCCCCCCCCCCCACAUCUCCAUCCUGGGACUGUGCCCCCCCCAGUGAGCCCCUCCCCCCCCCCCCCCCCGAUCUCUGGGUUUGCUUCUCAAGUGCCUUAACUUCAUGGAGGUGGGGGGCAGCGGGAGGGGGGGGGCAUGCAAUAAUAUUGGGGCUCCCCCCCACCUCCGCCCCCCUCCCUCAAUGUGAGGGUCAUUAAACACUAAUUGCUGGGGGGAGGGGGGGGGGCAGACCCCUAUUAUGAGUUCCCCCCUCCUCUCCCAUCAUCAAUGGGACCCGGGGCGGCUACCAGAACCCCCCCCCCCCCCCCCCCCGAAAAACCUCCGUUACCAGCAGGGCGCCCCCCCAGGGCCCCCCCCACCGUACACUGAAAUAAAUUAUUGAACCGUC
Messenger RNA from Gallus gallus (chicken), 1677 nucleotides. RefSeq names its product phosphatidylinositol-5-phosphate 4-kinase type 2 gamma (gene PIP4K2C). Lineage: Eukaryota; Metazoa; Chordata; Aves; Galliformes; Phasianidae. Gene Ontology annotation, molecular function: phosphatidylinositol kinase activity. Gene Ontology annotation, biological process: phosphatidylinositol metabolic process. The record is from RefSeq and is a predicted model, not a curated record.